AUGAAGCUCGUCUUGGUGACAUUCCUUUUGUUUCUCUUGUUCUCAGCUCAUUUCUUUGAGGAGUCAAUGGCAGGUUACUGUGCCUACAAGUGCAAGGCAAGGUGCUCUAAGGCAGAGUUUAAGGAGAGGUGCAUGAAAUCCUGUACAAUUUGCUGUCAGAAAUGCAGUUGUGUUCCAUCUGCGGUUACUGAGAACAAGCAUGAAUGCUAUUGCUACAGGGACAUGAAGAACUACAAGGGAUUGUCUAAAUGUCCUUAAAACUGGGGUUUGUUUUGCCUUU
Molecule: messenger RNA, 280 nt
Organism: Hibiscus syriacus
Lineage: Eukaryota; Viridiplantae; Streptophyta; Magnoliopsida; Malvales; Malvaceae
Product: peamaclein-like
Exons: 2
Coding region: 1-258 (85 amino acids)
Source: RefSeq, a predicted model, not a curated record